GUGAUUCUAUUUUCGGUCUCCGUGUCGACACUCCCGGGAACACGUACGGUGACACAGGACAACUGACUAAGCUCCGCCGUUUGUGGAUCGCUAAGGGCCGGGAGAAUCGUGCUUUGUGAGCCCUGAGAGGAUACGCUUUCUAGAGUCCCUGUUCUAGAUUUUGGGUGUGUCAAACCUUGAUGGGAUCUGCCAGAAACCAGGCAGUAGGAAUGGGAGACCACCCUAUCAACCGUGCUGACAUUACAGUGGUGCCCAAUUUCAUCACAAAUGAAGAUUUGGCACAAUCAAUCUGUCACAUGCUAAACAGGGAUUUGAAGAAGAUAUCUAACAAUGAAGAUCAACCUUUGACAGCUCAUGGUCCAAAAUUCCUGGUGUAUCGACCAUCUGGUAGAGCAGGAGAUGAAUUUAAGGAACAUGUAUCAAGGCAUCUGAUGAAUCAAAUUGGUGUCAAGACAUACUUGAUCAUUGCAUCCAGUACUAAACCUGCAGACCAGUUCAGCAUUAGUAAAGAUGAUCAGGACAAGCUUCAGGACAAACAGACGAAACUUGUGAUUGACGAAGGAAGACUUGUCAACAAAAAUGAAAGCUAUUAUCAUUCCAACCGUACUGAACUCUGGAAACUGGCUGAAGACAUUUUUCAGAAGUACAAAAAUGAUCAGCUCAGUCCUCAGACCUUCCUAGGGAUGAAAUGGAGGAAAUGGAAUCCAUUUGGAGAGAACACAUUUUUCAAGGGGAACGCCACAAAAAGCAGCGAAACCUCAAGAUACACCUUGGAUGCUUUGUUCAAAGCACUAACUUCAGGUAAGACGCUGGCGGACAACCUUGAAGAAGAAACUGUGCAGCGGAUGCGGAAGAUUCUGGAAGACAUCAAUACAAACGUCGAUAAAAAAAUGAUAGAAAUUAUUCCAAUUCUCCAGCAAUACAUGGAUCAUAUAAUGGGGAGCCCAAAGAAACCACAAAAAGAACCUGCUCGAAAUCAAGACCAAGCUCCAGGUCCAGGUGCAGCUCUUGUUCCCGCUCCAGCCAAGGCUCAAGCUCAAGCUCAAGCACUAAAUCCAGAUCCUCCUGUUCCUCCUACAGAUCUUGCUCCUUCACCAGAUCAUGAUCACACUCCAAUUCAAGAUCAAUAUACAGAUCCUGCGUCUUCUCCAGGUUAUGAUCAUGCUCCAACUUAUGAUCCUCCUACAUAUCCUGCUCCUUCUCCAGGUUAUGAUCAUACUCCAACUCAUGAUCCUCCUACAUAUCCUGCUCCUUCUCCAGAUUAUGAUCAUACUCCAACUUAUGAUCCUCCUACAUAUCCUGCUCCUUCUCCAGAUUGUGAUCAUGCUCCAACUCAUGCUCCUGUUACAGACCCUGCUCCUUCUCCAGAUUUUGAUCAUAUCAAGAUCCACCUACAGACCCUGCUCCUUCUCAAGAUUAUGAUCAUACUCCAACUCAUGAUCCUGCUAUAUAUCCUGGUACUUCUCUAGGUUAUAAUCAUACUCCAACACAUGAUCCUGCUACAGACCCUGCUUCUUCUCCAGGUUUUGAUCAUCUCCACCUCAUGAUCCUGCUACAGAUCCUGCUUCUUCUCCAGGUUUUGAUCAUACUCCACCUCAUGAUCCUGCUAUAUAUCCUGGUCCUUCUCCAGAUUUUGAUCAUGCUCUAACUCAUGAUCCUGCUACAGACCCUGCUUCUUCUCCAGGUUUUGAUCAUGCUCCAUCUAAUGAUCCUCCCACAGAUGCUGCUCCUUCUCAAGAUUGUGAUCAUACUCCAACUCAUGCUCCUCCCACAUAUCCUGGUCCUCCAGAUUGUGAUUAUACUCCAACUCAUGAUCCUGCUACAGACCCUGCUCAUGCUCUAAAUCUGCCUCCUGCUGUUCCAACAACAAUUCAUGCCACACAGACAGAGGAACAAACACAAGAACUUCCACCAGGAUCACCAUCAGAAAAGAAAUCCUCAAAGGACAUUGGGACAAUUCAGACAGUGUAAUUUGGAGCUGUCGUCUCCUUUGGUAACACCUGUGACAGUCUGUAUUAUGUUUGAACUGCCAGUAAUGCCGUCAUGCCCAAUACAUCAGAAACUUUCCAGGCACUCAAGGUGUCCACUGAACCCCUAUCAAUAGAUCCAUUAACAUCAUACAAUUAAAUUGCAGGAGCAGCUUUAAUCAGGUACAAUCAUUUGCACAGUAUUCUAACCCAUAAGCAUUUGAUUAACAAGAAACGUGCCUCGACAUAUUGAUAAAUUUGACGUAUGAUGAAACAUGGAACAAUGUCAUCUUUAGACAUCUGCAUGAAUUUGGUUUGAGAGGCCAUUUGCCUUAUUUCAUAUCACAGUUGUUAACAGACAAUUUCACGUUCGAGUCAGUGGAACUACCCCAAGGAAAGAGUCACACUCAGUGUGUAUGUUGAACUGGAACAUAGCUUGCAUACAUAUCUAAAACUAAUCUACUGCUGCAUGGUGUCAUGCUAAAUGCUUAUGCAGCUUCCAUUAUUUAUAAUUAGAAGCAAAAUCCAAAAUUUCAACAAUAAAACUUGCCAUUUAUCAUGCUUUAUUUUUAGCUGAUUUUGUACUGCAUCCAAAUUUGAUGUGAAUAUUUGCAAAUGAGUGUACUUUGAUUCUUACGUUCUGUGCAAAGUGCCUCACGUUUGAACCCAGUGGACUGUCCAGAGAGACAUUACCACAUGGAGAAGAUAUUGUGCUGUCAGAGCGGGAACCAGUCGUCAUAUAAUCUGUUUGCUGAUGUCCAUGUCUGUUUGGUAAACACUUGGCACCGCCAUUGGGGAUAGGUUAUAGGAAAUGAACUUUGUAUUAAAGAUGACUUUUGUGUCGGACUGUGAGCUGGAAUAUAAAAUGGACUGCACAGCAAGAUGGGAAAUGUGUGUGUGUACCUGAGUCAAGGUGAUAUUUAGCCAUCUAUACAUUUAUGUUACCAUUUUUUUCUCAUGUUUGUUUGAAAUGUUCUCAUAAUUAUGUGGUAAGUUUGUUCAUUUUGAAAGACUGUCCUGGCCUUGCUCCUUGAGGUCACCGGACUUGCUUUGGGUGUUACGUUAAUGAUAAGAAUGUAAUGUAUUGACUGUAUGCAGUAUUGAAUAUGUUUGUGUGCCUUCGUGUAACAUUCUGCAAAUAUACAUUCCGUAAGCCACCUGCGGCACACUGUCGCAUUUUCGAGUUCAUAUAUCCAUAUGUAAGUAAUAAACGUUGAUGCAGGA
Messenger RNA from Haliotis rufescens (red abalone), 3191 nucleotides. Its product is annotated as protein TsetseEP-like. NCBI's taxonomy places the organism in Eukaryota, Metazoa, Mollusca, Gastropoda, Lepetellida, Haliotidae. The transcript has 9 exons. The coding region runs from base 180 to 1469 and encodes 429 amino acids. The record is from RefSeq and is a predicted model, not a curated record.